UUUCUCCCCCUCCCUUCUUCUGCGCACACUUCCUCUUCUUUCUCCCCUCCCCCCCUCCUUCUACGUCAUUUCUCCCAGCCUCCCCUUUCUCCUUUUCUUCUUGUUAAUUUCCAUUCCCUUUCCUCCUCAUUCUUCUUCUUUUAUUUAUUCUUGCGCCAGCACUCAGUCGUUUCACCAACACCAACGGCGUGGUUGCAGCUGGAAUCAAUGCGACGGUGAGGAUGAGACGGUCGAUUCGCCGCUCCAACAAGAAGCUCCAAUACCAGGCCUUAAUAUUGAGGAGAAGAUGUUGGAGUUGCAGGGAGACAACAUUGAUACUAAGUUCCAUUCCAAAACUAAGUUUAGACAUGUUGGUGUAAUCUCGAGAUUUGCAAGGAGAUCAUUUGCUACUUUUAGGAAUAUUUACUAAAAUAAUACAAAAACAUACUCUUGGGUGUACAAGUUUAUCAGUACAUAAGACUUAUAUAUGUUGUUUACCUCUAUUAUGUAAGUUCUUGUAAUAGUCACUUUGUAAAAAUGUUCUGUUGUUCUUAUAUAUAGUUUGUAAAUGUAUUUAGAAUGUAAAAUUGAAAGUGUCCUAGAAUGUACUACCCAAAUGUUACUUUAUUAAUGAAUAUGUAUUUCCUCUUUU
Messenger RNA from Cuscuta europaea, 631 nucleotides. The record is from the annotation of a GenBank genome assembly. NCBI's taxonomy places the organism in Eukaryota, Viridiplantae, Streptophyta, Magnoliopsida, Solanales, Convolvulaceae.